Messenger RNA from Aphanomyces astaci, 765 nucleotides. RefSeq lists its product as hypothetical. The transcript has a single exon. Gene Ontology annotation, molecular function: phosphatidylinositol binding. Lineage: Eukaryota; Oomycota; Saprolegniomycetes; Saprolegniales; Verrucalvaceae. Bases 102 to 626 code for a protein of 174 amino acids. The record is from RefSeq and is a predicted model, not a curated record.
GCCGUAUACGUGAGUAGCGCACAUACUGCCUCGAAGUAACACUGCUUGGACAAGCUUGCAACUCUCUUUAGUCGUAGCAUUCUGCAAUUGUUCUUUGAACAAUGGGCUGCUCACAAUCCAACUUGCCAACGGGGCCUGUGCCUAGUGAUGUAGACGCGUCGACCGUGAACACAAACCCAGUGCUUGAGGACUUUCCCGUCGUUCUUCCUGACAAAGUAGCUGAAAUUCCGGCCAAAGCUGCUGAUGGCCAUUCGAACGACGCCGCCGCCGUCGACGUUUUGGAAACAGAAAACAACGGUGUCCCAACUCAAAUGGAGCCAGCCAAGGCGUACGUGAUUUUAGACGAAGUUGUCUAUGUGAAGGGCGUGGUGCAUUACACGGUGCAAAACCAAUCCGGCCAAACCGUACACAAACGGUACAGCGAAUUCAAGAAGCUCCACGACAGCCUUUGCAAAACUCCCAGCUGCGAAGACAUGCCCCAAGCCGGGGUCUGGACCUCCCUGCAGCGCUCAAACCCAGCGCUGAUCGCCAAUCGUCGCGCGAAAUUCGAAGUAUUGCUUAACACGUGGGCCUCCGACGAUGAAACCAAACAAGUGCUGGCGGCGUUUAUGAAUGCUGCCGCUUAAGUCUUAUAACGUUAUCCAUUUAACCAGUACUAGUACGGGUGCUUUGGAGAGUGAAUGCACGGGAACCUACUACAGUGUAUAAUACAACUUCUGUAUUGAUAUGGACUUCCUGUCCAUGUGAUACAGUAUGGUGAGCUGC